Molecule: messenger RNA, 1750 nt
Organism: Lolium perenne
Lineage: Eukaryota; Viridiplantae; Streptophyta; Magnoliopsida; Poales; Poaceae
Source: RefSeq, a predicted model, not a curated record
CGAGCUCGGCUUCCGCAGCUGCAACCUCCGGCUGCACCUCGCCCGCUCGUUUGCGCUGCUCACGGGCUGCGCGCUGUCGGCUCCUCGCUCCCGCGCCCAAGAACCUCCGACUCGCCGCUCCCGCCGGCCGCACGACGCCGCGCCCCGUCCGGUUGCGCCCCGUGGCACCUCCGUCGGCUGCGCCAGCAUCCAAAGACCUCCUCUUCUUCGACCGGCGGCUCCGACGCGCUGCUCAUGGCCGGCUCCGCCCCCGCGCUGCUCAUCUCCAUCCAGCUUCGGUAUCACCCAGGUCCGGCACAUUCGUUGCCCGCGACCUCCUUCUCGACCGGCUGCGCGUGUCACUCGGCCGCCCGCGCAACCACGCCUCGCCGCCUCGUGCUCCACCUGCGCGCCUUGCACCAACCGUCAGAGGCUAUUAGCCAUCCCGCGCGCACACGCAGAAAAUCCACCGCUCACAUCCGACCGCAUCAGCCCAGCUCCCUGCCAGCAGCCACUGCGCGCACAAGCCACCAGGCAACCACAGCUCGCCCCAAUUUCUGCUCGUGCGAGCAACCGGCACCACUUCGUUUCCGCUCAGAUUCGUGCCCCGCUCAGAUUCGUGCCCCACUUGGCUGCUCCUACUCCGCACGCCUCCACAUCUCCCCCUCACACGGAUCUGCCACGGAUCCACCUCUUCUUCUCUCCUUCUUCGCCUUCUUCUUUCUCCCCGCGCGAGCAGCCGCCGAUCUCACACAACUCACAUCGCUGUGUGAGAUAGCCGCAACCCACGCAGAGCACCUGAUGCGGCCUCCCGCCGCCUGGAUUUCUACAUCUCAAUGGUGGUUUUUUAUGAUCAAAGGAAGAACUUGUUUGGUACUGUUUGUGGCGGCUAGCAGGAAGGAAACCUAGGCUCUGAUACCAUGUAGAGUUUCAGCGAAUGGGUGGGUUAGGUCACUCAGACCACCACACUCUGUAUUUAUAUCAUCUGAUCUAGGGUCACUUUGCUACUUGCUACUACAGUGCUACUACUACUAGACUCAUGGUUCAACAACCAUUCUCUUUUUUACUUUGGCAAUUUUUGCGCCAUGUGUUGUUAUUUUUUCUCUAGGGCAAGGAGGAGAUGCUAGCUGGAACCAGUAUCUGCACAAUAUACUUGGAAGCUGGAUGAGCCAGGGACGACAGGGACAUGUCUUUGUCUCACCAGCUAGCUUGUUGGUUCUCCUUUUUUGCUGAUAUCUAUCAGUUACCAAUGGACAAGGAGGACGCAAUCUGGACCAGUAGCUGCACUACUUGGAAUCUGGAGGACCCAAGGACAACUGAGACAUACUCCAUGCCUUUGCUUGCUGCUUCUACUUGGCUCCUGAUGAUCUGCAGUUGCGCAAUGCUUGCGAUCGAGAGCAAUGGCGUCUCCUCAGUCUCAGCGCAAGACAUCGUGGCCAGAGGUGGUGGGCAUGGCUGCGACGCGGGCGGUGAUGAAGAUCAUGACGGACAGGCCUGACCUCUCCGUGGAGGUGCUCCCGCCGGGCACCCAGCUUCUCCCCGGUUCCAACCCGGGGCGCGUUCGCGUCUUCAUCGAUGCGCUCGGCGCCGUCUCCAAGACCCCCGUUAUCGGAUAGCCUUAUCUAGCUAGCCACGAUCACGAAUGAAUGUCUGAGUGCAGCGUGUAAUGCAAAUUAUAGUCACGUGAUCGAUUUCUCCCUGUUUGAUUGACUAUUAUAUGUACCUCUACCUGUGUGGUGUAUCCUGGAAUAAGCAAUGAAGUUAUUCAGUA